AGUCUUCAAUUUUUAUUAUUACUUAGUACACAAAUUGAGUUUCUUUAGAAUUUUUUUUUUAAUCUUAGUAAUAAUAUUCCUAACAUCGUAUAUUAAAAAAGUAAAAUAAAAAAAUGUCUGGUAAAAAAGACGUUAUUCCACACACCGUUAAUCCUGAUCUACUGAGAGAACGUCGUGCAGCCAGUUUUCGGGUAUAUGAAUUCGCAUGUUGGUGGCAUGGAGGCGCUGAAAAGCUACGCUUCAAGAGAGACUUGGAACAAGAAAUCUUCAAGGAUCUGACAGAUCAUAAUACACUGCUGCAUUAUAAGUCGCAUGAGGAAAUCUGCGAGAUAGCGGUAAAACAAUCCAUCGAGCUAGCAAAGAAGCUGCGUGCAAUGCAGGCCCGCAUUAACCCGGGCGGUAAUGAAAUAUGGCCCAAACUUUACUCGUCGUCCAUGGUUUGGGGCGCUGUGCCCGCUGGGCAUCCGUUUGCCGUGCAGUACGCCAUGAUGGUUGAUGCGAUCAAGAAGCAGGGCACCGACGAACAGUGGGAACGCUUUGGCAAGCGCCGCGUGGAGAAUUUCGAAAUCUGUGGCACUUAUGCGCAGACAGAGUUGGGCCAUGGCACAUUCCUGCGUGGACUGGAGACGCGCGCCGAUUACGAUCGGACAACGGACGAAUUCGUGCUGAACUCGCCAACGCUGAGCGCAUACAAAUGGUGGCCUGGUGGCUUGGGUCACUGCAGCAACUAUUGCCUGCUGGUGGCGCAGCUCUACAUUGACGAUAAGCCGAAGGGCGUACAAAUGUUCAUAGUGCAAUUGCGUGACGAGGAGACACAUUUGCCGCUGCCGGGGAUUGACAUUGGCGAGAUCGGACACAAGAUGGGUUUCUACGGCGCAAAUAAUGGAUUCUUGGGCUUGAAAAAUGUGCGCAUACCACGCACGAAUAUGCUGAUGCGCAACGCAAAAGUCUUGCCGAAUGGCACAUUCGUGAAGAGUCCAGCAUCCGUGCUAACCUACUUUACGAUGGUUAUGAUGCGUUGCGUGAUUGUGCAAAAUAGUUCGACACUGCUCGCGGUGGCCGCCACAAUAGCUACACGCUACUCUUUUGUGCGCCGUCAAAGUCCGAUCAAUCCGAACGAGCCGGAGCCACAAAUAAUUGAUCAUGUAACGCAACAGCUUAAAGUCUUCCCGGAAAUCGCUAUUUCGAUUGCGUAUCAACUCGCCGCAAAGUCUUUGUGGUCAUUGUAUUAUGAAACCUACGCAGACAUAGAGCGUGGCGAUUACACACGGCUGCCAGAAUUGCACAACCUGUCAUGUGCGCUUAAAGCGCUCUGCGCUGCCGAUUCAAAUGUGGGCGCCGAACGUCUACGACUCGCCUGUGGCGGCCACGGUUACUUGACCUCAGCCAACUUGCAUCGCAUCGUCGCAGCCGCAGCGGCCGCUUGCACGUAUGAGGGCGAGAAUACGGUGCUGUUGCUGCAAGUCGGACGUUUUCUAAUAAAGUCCUGGAGCGCUGCUAUCGCGGGCAAACCGCUUACACCAACAGCGAGUUAUUUGGCAGGGCCAGCGCAAGGCAAAGCUUUUGGUCCGUGGACAGGUGAUUGGGCGAAUAUUGUUGCGACGCUACAGUAUGCGGCUGCAAAUAAGGUGCGCUUGGCCUAUGAGAAUUUAGCGCAGCGACUAAAGCAAGGCCAAUCUGAAGGAGAAGCGGCCAAUAAUACGGGCAUUGAGCUAACGCAAGCCGCUGAGCUACAUGGUCGUUCCUUUGUCGCUGCCACAUUUCUAGCUCAUGUCACCGGUUCCGAAGCCGCUGAACGUUCUGCUGCUUUGAACAGAGUGCUGCAGCGUCUCUUGGAACUCUACUUGGUGCAUACAACGCUGCGCCAUUUGAGUGAUAUACUGCAGUGCAUCAGCUUCAGUGACGUUGAGCUGCGCUCGCUUCAAACUCGCCUAGAGACCGCUUUGAAGCAGUUGCGACCCGAUGCUGUGCCGAUAGUUGAUGGUUUCGAUUUUCCUGAUCGCUUGCUGAGCUCAACUUUGGGCUCGUAUGAUGGUAAUGUUUACGAGCGUAUGUUUGAUUUAGCUAAACAGAGUCCCUUGAAUCAGCAGCCAGUGCCGAAGUCAUUCCAUACAGUGCUUAAGCCUUUUCUAAAGUCGAAUUUAUAAAGCUACUGUACUUUUAGCUAAAAUGUUUGAUAUUUUUCAACACCGGCUUGUAUUGUAGGGUUUAGGAUGGCAAUUUUUAUGGAAACAAUUUUUUUUUCCAAUAAAUUAUGUAGCU
Messenger RNA from Rhagoletis pomonella (apple maggot), 2262 nucleotides. RefSeq names its product probable peroxisomal acyl-coenzyme A oxidase 1. Gene Ontology annotation, molecular function: acyl-CoA oxidase activity; fatty acid binding; FAD binding. The coding region runs from base 114 to 2147 and encodes 677 amino acids. Gene Ontology annotation, cellular component: peroxisome. Lineage: Eukaryota; Metazoa; Arthropoda; Insecta; Diptera; Tephritidae. The record is from RefSeq and is a predicted model, not a curated record. The transcript is spliced from 8 exons. Gene Ontology annotation, biological process: fatty acid beta-oxidation using acyl-CoA oxidase; lipid homeostasis.